AUGGCAAAGGGUCUGCAGGGCUUCUUGUGGACCAUGCUGCUGCUGUUCUGCACCAUCCAGGAGCUGGGGGCCUGGGCCAUGCACACUGCGAUGGAGGGCCCUGGCCUAGGGCAGCCGGCGGACCCUGCCUUGCUGGCCAGCGGGCGAGUGAAGCGUGGCUGGGUCUGGAAUCAAUUCUUUGUGGUGGAGGAAUACACAGGCACGGAGCCACUGUAUGUGGGGAAGAUCCACUCGGACUCGGAUGAGGGGGACGGCUCCAUCAAGUACACUAUCUCCGGGGAGGGCGCAGGGACUAUCUUCCUCAUCGAUGAGAUCACAGGUGACAUCCAUGCCACCGAGCGCCUGGACCGGGAGCAGAAAACCUUCUACACACUGCGGGCUCAGGCCCGUGACCGGCAGACGGACCAGCUGCUGGAGCCUGAGUCAGAGUUCAUCAUCAAGGUGCAGGACAUCAACGACAGCGAGCCACGCUUCCUGGAGGGGCCCUACAUCGGCAGUGUGGCUGAGCUGUCCCCCAUCGGCACCUCUGUGAUGCAGGUGAUGGCAUCUGAUGCUGAUGACCCCACAUAUGGGAGCAGUGCCCGGGUAGCCUACAGUGUGCUGGAGGGCGAGCAGCACUUUACUGUGGACAGUAAAACAGGUGUGAUCCGGACAGCCGUGGCUGACCUGGACCGUGAGACGCAGGACCGGUAUGAGGUGGUGAUCCGUGCAACGGACAUGGCGGGACAGCUGGGUGGCCUGUCUGGAUCCACCACAGUCACCAUCGUAGUCACCGAUGUCAAUGACAACCCACCACGCUUCCCUCAGAAGAUGUAUCAGUUCAGCAUUGUUGAAACUGCCCCUGUGGGCACUGCCAUCGGGAGGGUGAAGGCAGAGGAUUCUGACGUCGGGGAGAACACGGACAUGAUGUAUCGGGUGAAGGAUGAGGAAGGGGUGGAGAUGUUCAAAGUCACCACAGACAGCAAUACCCAAGAGGCUGUCAUCACAGUACAGAAGCCUCUUGACUAUGAGUCGAAAAAAGUGCACACUGUCGUGGUGGAGGCCCUCAAUAAGUUUGUGGACCCGCGGUUCGUGGACCUGGGCACCUUCCGGGACCAGACCAUUGUGCGAGUCUCGGUGCUGGACGUCGACGAGCCCCCUGAGUUCCGGCCCCCUUCCAACCUGAUGGAGGUCCAGGAGGAUGCGGACAUUGGCUCUGUCGUGGGGAUGGUCACCGCCCUCGACCCAGACACAGCGAACCAUCCUGUCCGGUACGCCAUCGACCGCAGCACGGACGCAGAGAGGAUCUUUGACAUCGAUGCCAACACAGGUGCCAUUGUGACAGGAAAGGUCCUGGACCGGGAAACGGCAGGGUGGCAUAACAUCACUGUCCUGGCAAUGGAAGCAGAUAAUCACUCACAGGUGUCAAGAACCUCUCUCCGUAUCCGCAUCCUGGAUGUGAAUGACAACCCGCCUGAGCUUGCCACCCCCUAUGAAGCUGCUGUGUGUGAGGAUGCCAAGCCAGGCCAGCUGAUCCAGACAAUAAGUGUUGUGGACCGUGAUGAGCCUCAGAGCAGCCAUCGUUUCUACUUCACACUGGCACCUGAAGCCAACAGCAACCACUAUUUUUCACUACUGGAUAUUAAGGACAACACGGCUGCGGUGCACACGCAGAGAAUGGGCUUCAAUCGCCAGGAGCAGGAUGUGUACUUGCUCCCCAUUUUGGUGGUGGACAGUGGCCCCCCAGCCCUCAGCAGCACGGGGACCCUGACCAUCCGUGUCUGCGGCUGUGACAGCAACGGGGCCAUCCAGUCCUGCAACAGCACAGCCUACGUCAUGUCAGCUACACUGAGCCCCGGCGCACUCAUCGCACUGCUGGUGUGCAUCCUCAUCCUGGUUGUGCUGGUUCUUCUGAUCCUCACGCUGAAGCGACACCACAAAAGCCACCUGACAUCUGAGGAUGACGAGGACAUGAGAGACAAUGUCAUCAAGUACAACGACGAAGGGGGUGGUGAGCAGGACACGGAGGCCUAUGACAUGUCAGCUCUGCGCAGUCUCUACGACUUCAGUGAGAUCAAAGGCAGUGAUGGAGUAGGGCCAGGAGAGGGGGGCCUGAGUGGAAACUCGGCCUCUGAGCUCCAUGCCCUCCCGCAGUGGGUGCAGAGCCCAGACCUGGACUUCUCCGUGUUCAGAGACUAUAUCUGCAAGAAGGUGGAGCAGGCAGAUGAGGACCUCUCUGUACCGCCCUACGACUCGUUCCAGACCUACGCCUUCGAGGGCUCAGACUCCCCCGUGCCCUCCCUGAGCUCCAUCAACACCUGGUCCAGUGGCUCGGAGCAAGACUUCUCCUACCUGGGGGCCUGGGGGCCACGUUUCCGGCAGCUGGCAGCACUGUAUGCUGGGCGCAGGGGCGAGGAGGACAGCGAGGAGUCCUAG
Molecule: messenger RNA, 2415 nt
Organism: Phaethon lepturus (White-tailed tropicbird)
Lineage: Eukaryota; Metazoa; Chordata; Aves; Phaethontiformes; Phaethontidae
Gene: CDH22
Product: cadherin 22, type 2
Exons: 11
Coding region: 1-2415 (804 amino acids)
Biological process (GO): homophilic cell-cell adhesion; multicellular organism development; adherens junction organization
Cellular component (GO): adherens junction; plasma membrane; catenin complex
Molecular function (GO): calcium ion binding; cadherin binding
Source: RefSeq, a predicted model, not a curated record